Scutellospora calospora is the source of this 558-nucleotide messenger RNA. The record is from the annotation of a GenBank genome assembly. Lineage: Eukaryota; Fungi; Glomeromycota; Glomeromycetes; Diversisporales; Gigasporaceae.
GCCAGAAGCAAAGAAUACAGGAAAUACAUCUAUAUUCCUAGUUUUAACAUUAAAUGUGAUGCUAAAGGUUAUCUUGUCUCAGCUAAUCCUCGAGAUCCUAACUAUCAUAAUCAAGAAAAUCCAACUAAAAAUCUAGAAAAAGUUACCGAUGCUGAACGCAAUCCUUAUAGCUAUACAAAAAUCCCUCAAGCACCUUGGGGAACCUGUUGGCUUUAUCAAACUUCUCCUGUUGGAUAUGAACAGGCUAAUAUUUAUACAGAGGACCUAACAUUUAAUGAGUUUCAAUCCAAACCAAUCAAUAGUAAUACUUGUUUGAAUAUUCAUAAUUUUAGAACUAGUCGAUUAUCUUCUUGUACACGACGUGCUCAACAAGAAAUGACAAAAACGGAUGUGCCAUUUAUUUUUACUAAUGUUAACAUGAAAGUUUGUUGUGACCGUCAAUUUGAGAGCAGUCAGCCAGAUCCUUCUAAAUUAUCUAAAGCUGGUCACAGAAAAAUUGCUCAUUCUGGUAAAUCAUUAACAUAUAAUAAAAAAGUUGAAAAGGUGAUUCCGGCAUAA